UAACUCUCCUCCCCAGCUCCCGGUCUCCUCCCUCUCUAUCCCUCCUCCCUUUUUGUCCCAUGGACCCAUCCCCUUCAUUAAGCCCAGUAUGAAAGGGGAGUGUCUCGCUGGCAGUCACGGGAGACCCACUCAUUCCAGACUCCCCAGCACGCUGACUCCAGCCUGGCCAGAGACACACACACAGCCUUUUCACAAACUGAAGCUCGGAGUGGCGCCUUGAUUAAUUAAAACUCUGACAUGGAGUUUCACAGUGUGAGAAGAACCUUCCAUCCGAACCACCUCGGUGAAGAAAAGCAACAGAUGCUGGACCUGAACAGGCGCCUGGAGACCUACCUUAGCCGGGUCAAACUUCUGGAGGAGGAAAAUGAGCUGCUUGCAAAUGAGAUAAAAGCUCUGAGAUACAACCAUCAGGGGGCCCAGAGGAGGAGGGAGGGCCUGUUGGAAGAGCUGCAGCAGGCCAGGCUGGACGUGGAGGCAGCCUGGAGAGAGAGGGUUCUCACUGAGCUGGAGGUUGAGAAGCUCAAUGAGGAGCUUCAGGAUCUGGAGCUGCAGAGACAGAGGGAGGCCCAAGCCAAAGUGAUGGUCAAGACGAAGAUGGAGCAAAGCAGGAGGGAGCUGGAGGAGGAGGAGAGAGCACAGAUCUGGCUCAGGGAGAAAGUCAGUCAGCUGAAGCAUGAGAUGAAACAUCUAAUUCAAACCCACGAGGAUGAUGUGGCUCACAUGGAGGCCAAACUGACCCAAUCCAGAUCCACAGCACCUCCACUGAUGGCUCAAAGGAGCAAUCAUACUCCAGACCUCCUCAGGAUGGGCCAGGAGUUUUCUGAGAAAGCAAACCGAGCGUGGCAGGAGGCCUCAGAGGCCUAUCAGGGCCAGAUAGCUCAACUAGAAGAGUCGCUCCACCAGACCCAGAGCCACUUGAGUCAAGUCUGCCAGGAAAAACAGGCGAGCCAGCUGAAGCUUCAAGCCCUGGAGAAGGAGAUCUCCUCAGCUCAGGAUGUCAGGAUGCACCUGGAGAAGGCUGUGGCCCAAUGCCGAGGGGAGCACCACCAGGAGAUCCAGCAGAUUCAGGAACACUUAGAAUGUCUGGAGAUGGAGAAGGAGGAGUUGGCCCUGCAGAUCAAUCACCUGAUUCAAGAGAACCGAGGCCUGAUGCAGACGAAGAUGUCGCUUGGCCUGGAAGUGGCAACAUACAGAGCUCUGCUGGAUUGCGAAAGCCUCGGGGCGGACGCGCUUCUGUCGAAUAAACCAAGAAGCGCUUCUAUCAGAGAUGCAGCUCUGAGCUCUCGUGGGGUUAAAAGGAAUUACCAGAGCCAGAUGUCUGCAAGCCUCAAGACGGUGUUCCCCCCAUCCGUCUUUGGCGUAAUGGGACCCACGGCUACGGAAACACAACUCAGAAGUCAAAAACCUGCAAUUUUCAACCAAACUCAGGAGAUUUCAAGCAGAUCCGAUAAAGAUGCUGCAAAAUUGGCUGCAUUAGAAAGCCCAUGUCUCAAAAUAGUCCAGAAUGAAGCUGCUGACAGACCUCGGGAGGUUCAUGAGAAGGUCGCCUAUGCAGAGCCUUCGUUACCUUUGAAUGAGGAAGAGGGAUCUGCUAAAUCCUUAGAAGAUGAACAAAAAGAAGUGUGGAACAUUGUUGAUCCUGUUGAGUCAGUUGUUUGUCAAAAAGUUGAGUCCAUCUUCAGCAGUGGACCACCUUCAGAUGAUGGAGCUGACCUUCAUGACUUCACAACACCCAGCCUUAUAUCGGGCAAUUUCCAAGAGAAAGAGGAACCUCACCAAGUCACAGAGGAAGAAGAAACAGUUUUAGACUUGGAGAAAGAAGAAGAAGAUGAACAACGGCUCCAGGUCCAAACCGAUGCAGGAGAUACACAGCAGGCUGGCAAAGACGUAGAUGAUGUUCAAGGAGAAACAUCCGAUUCUGAAACUGAAGCAAUGCUUGAACCAACCGUUGAGUCCAGACCUAGUAGCGUAGAAUCUGCAGAAUGUGAUGAAAACAUUUCCAACGAGGAAGUAGCAGUGAUGAGAGAAGAACCAAGUACUUCAAUGGAAACAUACACAGAGGAAGCCGAGGAUAAGUUGUAUCCAGAUGGAGAAGAGAUGGACACAUGGGACAGCGUCAUAGAGAGGAAGGUUGAGGUCAAGAUUCAGGACGAUGUGAAAAACGAAGAUCAAAACCAACAUGCUGAGCCAGAAGAAGACAUAUCAGCAAAAGAACCAGAGGAAGAGGUCAGGGAAGCUCAUCAUAACGAAAGCAUGGCUCCUUCAAUGAUGAUCAUGAGAGCAGAAGAUGAACAAGUCACCAUGUUGGACCAAGAGCUUGCUCCACCUGCAGAAAAAGAAGAAGAACACGAUGAAGAGGACUCUCAGAAUGUGUCUGUGUCCUGGAGGACGGAGCUGGAGGGCGACAGCUAUGCUCAAGAAAACACUCUGGCCGACACUCGCCCCCUGAUCCGAUACAAGAGCGACGACACAGAUGCCAACACGCUAGCGUCACACGUCGACGAGAGCGAGUCCAGCGAAGGUGAGCAGGAACGAAAAAUGGAAGAGGUAGGAAUCGGAGCGUGGAGUGAUGGCAAGUCAAAGGCCUUUGGGACCAUGGAGGAUCUGUGUGAGGAAGUGGAAGAGGAAACUAUGGAUGAAGAAUAUAAUCUGGGAUACACCCAUGCUGAAGACAGGGACAUCAGCCAAGGUUCAAUAGUGAGUGAGGACGUUUCACUGUUGAAUGAGGAGAAGCUGAAGAACACUGGAGAGGAACCUUCCGGAAAAGAAACAGAAGAUGUGGAAAGGAGUAAUGUAGACCUUGGAGAGGAACAGGAACUAGAGAUGUGGCCAGCUCAUAUCUUCAGUGCUGAUUUAGUGCAGCAGCAAGUCAGAGAUAAACUCCUAAAAACGGACAAUGAUUCUGUUGAGGUGAACGAGCCAGUGGAGGCUGAAAGAGCGAGUGACUCGUCGUCAAGUGAGCUUGGGAUAAGUUUAAACUGUGAACAUGCUUUAAAGGAAGAUCAAGCUUCAGACAAACAGCUCUUUAGAGAUCCAAAUGCAGACAUGAAUCAAACAAAUAGUGUGGAGGAAGACCAAGUCCAAGUCCAAAACGAAGCUCAGGAAACUUUGAAUGAGUCAAAGAAUGGAGAAGAAGACGAAGACAACAGAUCCAUGGUGCCUCAUGCUGAUGUGGAUCUUUCCAGUCCGACAGAUUUCAAAGAUUUAAUAGAAACCCAAAACCCACAGGAUCCAAACUUUGUGUUCUUGGUACCAGCAGAGGACAAAAGCCAGGAGGAUCUAACAGCCUCCCCUGAAAUCCCAGAGCAAACAUUUAGUAAGUCCCAGGAACACGUCUCUGAGGACUUUCACAUGCUUCCUGAUCCUCCAGAAACAGCUGAUUGGGAAGUCCUGGAAAACCCAAAGCAGCAGUUUGACAUCAGAGACCAGAACCAGGAUGAUGACGAUAUGCUAGAAUCAGCUGAUGAUGAUGUAAUAAACCCAGAAGAGCCUGCUGAAAUGUCCCCUGACGAUGCACCUGAUGAAAACGACAUCUUCAUUGUGAAAGAUGCAACAGGUAAGCUUUUCCCCUCUGAGGUGAAGAAGGAUUUCUGGGUGUCCUCCUUGGAGAGCGGAGCCUCUUAUGAACCAGAGGAUUCUCACAUGGAAGCCUCGGAGCAAUCAAACAAAAAUCAAGGAUUUACUGACAACCAGGUUAGUGAGAGUUUGGAAAACUCAGCGGUGGUAAAUGGUAACUCCGAGUUCGAUGCUGAGGCGUCUAAAGCCAAAGCUGCUGUGAAGGAGCAGGAACAAAAGAACGUGUUGUUCUAUUCUGAGGAAUCUGAAGGUGAGGCUGAAUCAUGGUCCUCCGGAGAAGAAGAAGAAUGUAGAGAAGAGCUAGAUCAGUCUUUAGAUGCUAAACACAUCUGUUAGAGGUUUUCACGUUUUAGCCUUACUGCAUUUCUUAGAUCUGUAUCCAGCGUGCCAACUAUUUUAAAAUCUUUUAUCUUAAUCUGACCUUUUACUAAACUUUCUUCUCCCUAAACGUUCAAACGUUAGUCUUUUACUGUACAUCUUCAGGAGUUUGUGUGCUUGCAUGAAGGAAAAGCAUGAAAGAACAAAGCUUUUCAUUUGGAAGUCAAAACAGGUAUUGAUCAGUUAAUCGGAGUCUAAAAUAAAAUCGAUGAGACCUAAGGGGGAGUAUUUUAUUGUUGUAGUGACACCAGGCAAUUAUUACUUUUGUCGUUGCAUGUUUUACUCAAUGGUUUUAAUUUCCCUUCUGUAAUGAUCAAACUGUGGUAUAUUUACAGUAGAAGAAUAAACCGUAGACUCCUAAA
Nothobranchius furzeri (turquoise killifish) is the source of this 4316-nucleotide messenger RNA. It is a transcript of the gene nes, whose product is annotated as nestin. Gene Ontology annotation, molecular function: intermediate filament binding; CCR5 chemokine receptor binding. Gene Ontology annotation, cellular component: intermediate filament. Lineage: Eukaryota; Metazoa; Chordata; Actinopteri; Cyprinodontiformes; Nothobranchiidae. The record is from RefSeq and is a predicted model, not a curated record. Gene Ontology annotation, biological process: positive regulation of intermediate filament depolymerization.